GUCAUCUUUGAUCCAUGACAUGACGUUCAGUAGAUGCGCUGUCGCAGAACCUGACCUCGCAACGCCGUCUCAUUAGUCCUCGUCACGAUCACCCGAAUCGCCUUCAUCACACCUCGCUAGCAACAUAAAGAGAUAGCUCCCAAGCUCUUCCAUGUCUCGAUAGCUUUACCCCUCCGCUCGUCCUCUUUGUCUUGUCUUACACACGAUCACCAACAAUAUGGAAAAAUACAGCCAAUUUCGCGACAGAGCAACGGGCAUUGCGCCGUUUCUUCCCGUUUCGACGCCCGUAUCAGCUCUCGCGACAUUCACACACGCCGCUCUUUUCCUCUUCCGCCUCCCAUUCUUCAUCGCUUACUUCCUCGGCUACUUCCUCUUCUUCCACUUCCUCCCGCUGCCAGUUAUCUUCAGAAAGGUUGCACUAUGGGGAUUGAUGGCCAUACCGGGAAUAUGGUGGGUUGACCUUCAGCUCGACGGUGUCAAACGUGGCACCCUCGCUGACCAACCCCGCGAGCGUUUCCCGCACCCUGGCUCAGUUAUCGCUGCCAACUUCUCGAGCCCUAUCGAUGCGAUCUACCUCGCCGCUAUUUUUGACCCGAUCUUUACCAUUUCGUACCCCGAUACUCGCAAGGUGCAGCGUGUGAGUUUGCUGGGUGCUGUUCUGGCAGCUCUCUCGCCUGUGCAGACUGGCCCCCCUAAAAAUGCGAAACUCGUCGAGAUCAAGGACCUUUUGGACAGCAACCCGGGCCAGAUUAUCGCUGUUUUCCCUGAAUGUGGUACCACCAAUGGCAAGGCUAUUCUGCCUUUCAGCCCGAGCAUCCUUCAAACACCAGCCGACGUCCAUAUCUUCCCUGUUAGCAUCCGAUACACGCCCUCCGACAUUACGACACCAGUGCCUGGAAAGUGGUUCCGCUUCUUGUGGGAUCUCCUCUCUCGACCGACGACGUGCAUUCGUGUGCGCAUUGCUGAAGGCCAAAUCAACACGUCUGCCGCCAAGACCAAUGGUGUAACAUCUUCCUCUUCCGAGCUACGCAACCGUGGUGACGCUAGUUCCAGCGUUUCCCCUGAUGAGCAGCGUGUCCUUGAUAGAGUAGGCGAGGCACUCGCCAGACUAAGCCGCGUCAAGCGUGUUGGACUUACAAUGAAGGAUAAGGCGGCCUUCGUGGACGCUUUGAACGGAAAGAAAUAAAUACUUAUGGAAGACUUGGGAGAAUACAGGGUUGAUACGAUCAACAGAGAGGCCGCUUCGUUUGAAGGGAAGCUGUGUUUGGAGUUCGCAUUGCAAGGAGCUAUUGGAGGUCAUUCUGUUCAGUCGGCCUAAUACCCACAAUCAUUCGUGGAUUUGCGUUGUAUUAUUGUGUUUUGUAUUUUGGUUAUUUCAAGAUGCGAAUUCUACGUUAUAGCUUGUUAGGUAGACUUGUUGAGCCCAGAGCAUUUUCACGUAUUAGCGAGGAGGCACUUUGAAGGCAUUAAGAACGAAAAAAAC
Fusarium oxysporum Fo47 is the source of this 1483-nucleotide messenger RNA. Its product is annotated as lysophosphatidic acid acyltransferase LOA1. The transcript is spliced from 2 exons. The record is from RefSeq and is a predicted model, not a curated record. Gene Ontology annotation, molecular function: acyltransferase activity. The coding region runs from base 218 to 1186 and encodes 322 amino acids. Lineage: Eukaryota; Fungi; Ascomycota; Sordariomycetes; Hypocreales; Nectriaceae.